Molecule: messenger RNA, 581 nt
Organism: Copidosoma floridanum
Lineage: Eukaryota; Metazoa; Arthropoda; Insecta; Hymenoptera; Encyrtidae
Gene: RpL26
Product: ribosomal protein L26
Biological process (GO): translation
Cellular component (GO): large ribosomal subunit; ribosome
Molecular function (GO): structural constituent of ribosome; RNA binding
Source: RefSeq, a predicted model, not a curated record
CGUGUAAGUAUUAUGAGAUUCUUUUUCUAUUCUCGUUGACAUAGUGCGGCGUGGUUUUGCGAGUCAACGACAUGAAGCUCAACAAGCUCGUGACCUCUUCGAGGAGGAAAAACAGGAAGAGGCACUUCACAGCACCUUCGCACAUUCGGAGACGGCUCAUGUCCGCGCCGCUGUCCAAGGAACUCAGGCAAAAGUACAACGUCCGUUCCAUGCCCAUUCGCAAGGAUGACGAAGUUCAGGUCGUAAGGGGCCACUACAAAGGACAACAGAUAGGCAAAGUUAUUCAAGUUUACAGGAAAAAGUUUGUCAUUUACAUUGAAAGGAUCCAGCGUGAAAAGAUGAACGGUGCUAGUGUUUACGUAGGAAUUGACCCCUCCAAGACUGUUAUUGUUAAGCUAAAAAUGGACAAAGACCGCAAAAAGAUUAUCGACCGAAGGAGCAAGGGACGUUUGGCUGCACUUGGCAAGGAUAAGGGUAAAUACACCGAAGAAAGUGCUGCUCCAAUGGAGACCGCGUAAUCGUUACAAACAGAUUGCUUUAUUGUAUUACUUUAAAAUAAAGUUUCGAAUGUCGAUUCGAAA